CGUGGGCACGAGCGGAACGUGUUAGGACAGCUCGUGCCUCAAACUAUUUUAGAGUAGAAGUGUGUAAACGACAGAGAACACAACUUUGUUUUUUAAUUGUUAAAUAUAGGUUACUUUGCUAGUUUAACGAAAGAAAUGGCGCUCACAGAUGCAGACGUCCAGAAGCAGAUCAAGCACAUGAUGGCCUUCAUUGAGCAAGAAGCUGCCGAAAAAGUAGAGGAAAUUGAUGCUAAGGCAGAGGAAGAGUUCAACAUAGAGAAAGGACGCCUUGUGCAGACACAGAGGGUCAAAAUAAUGGAAUACUAUGAGAAGAAAGAAAAGCAGAUAGAACAGCACAAGAAAAUUCAGAUGUCCCACCUUCUGAACCAAGCCAGGCUAAAGGUGCUGAAGGCCCGUGAUGACAUGAUCAUGGAUUUGAUAAAAGAAGCCCAAGAAAGACUUGCAGACAUUGCCAAGGAUCCUGAUAACUACUCUGUAUUACUACAAGGUCUUCUGCUCCAGGGGUUUUACCAACUUCUCGAAUCUAAAGUAACUGUCCGCUGUCGGCAACAGGAUGUAGCGAUGGUUCAGGCUGCUGUUGACAAGGUCAUUCCUAUUUAUAAAGAGUCAGUGAAAAUGAACAUUGUGGUCAAAAUUGAUCCAGACCGUUUUCUUCCUUCGGAUAUAUGUGGGGGAGUUGAUGUUUAUAAUGAUAACGGGAAGAUUAAGGUCUCCAAUACACUAGAAAGAAGACUCGAACUUAUAACUCACCAGAUAAUACCUGAAAUCAGAGUGGCCUUGUUUGGAGUUAACCCUAAUCGCAAAUUCAUGGAUUAAUAGUGCAUUUGAGGAGAGCUGUGUGUAUACAGGUGGAUGGAGUGUAAUGUUUUAACUUUUCCCCAUUGUUACAAAUAUGAUGUGUAUUUGACAUUUUACCUGUUACGUUCAAGGUUUGUUUGUGUUGGAAAAGAACUAUAUUUAUAUCUAUCUAUAUCUAUCUAUCUAUCUAUAUAGAUAGAUAGAUAGAUAGAUAGAUAGAUAGAUUUUCCAGGUUAAUAGCCCACAAUUUUUGACUCUUAUAAGCAGACAAAAAUAUUCAAAAGUAAUAAAUGUUUAUGAGAGAAAGACAAAUAUUAUUUAUUUAUUUAUUGAUCUUUUAUAAAUGUACAUUGUUUACUCUGUUUGUUUGUUUACACUAAAAUGUAUUAGCCCUGAAAAUAAGCAGUGCACUCUAUCUAAAUAUUACUCCACUAAAUGUAAAAAACAACAAUAACAACUGUGGUGCCACCCAGUGGACUUAAGAUAAUGGCAAAUGGCAGAGAGCAAGGUUACUUAGAGUCUUCAAAGGUGCAAUAUGAGUUAAGACAUUUGUUGUCAAUAAUUUGAUUAAAACUGUUCAAGAUAUUUUCACACAAAAAGUAAUCUGUUAAGUUGGUGCGUACAUGCAUCAAUUUCAUUUAAGACGUUUACUUCUUUCAAUCUUCAUAGAUGUAUUAAAAACUGUUUAAAUGUAUUUUAAGCCUCUCAAAUGCAUCAUCCCAACAUUGUGCCGUAGGCAGGAAGCGAGCAGUGUUAUAUGCUACUCUAAUACUGGGAUUAAAGCAUUACCAUCAGAUUAACACAUGACCUUAGAGACACCAACAGACAGUUCUUCCCAAUCCAGGGGGAAGCCUAGAAUCCAAGAUUACAACUCACGGAUAGAGUAGCCUCCUAGAGCAAGGAGAUUAGACUCUUUUUGGAAACAUACUGAUACUUGAAAAAACUGAUUUUUAUCAGUUAUGCACAAGUCAUUGCAAAGCAAUAUGCCUUAAUCAAAUGUAUGUAGUAAUAAAAAUAUUACAAUUAAUUACAUGAACGUUGCUGUUAUGCAACUAGUUUGACAUGGCCACGUAUAUGUUAAACUUAUAGGCAUUUUGUUAGCAAGCUUAAACACAUUUCAUCCCUUUCACUUG
Molecule: messenger RNA, 1931 nt
Organism: Boleophthalmus pectinirostris (great blue-spotted mudskipper)
Lineage: Eukaryota; Metazoa; Chordata; Actinopteri; Gobiiformes; Gobiidae
Gene: atp6v1e1a
Product: ATPase H+ transporting V1 subunit E1a
Exons: 9
Coding region: 136-816 (226 amino acids)
Biological process (GO): proton transmembrane transport
Cellular component (GO): proton-transporting two-sector ATPase complex, catalytic domain
Molecular function (GO): proton-transporting ATPase activity, rotational mechanism
Source: RefSeq, a predicted model, not a curated record